AUGGGAACAGCCCUGCACAACACUAAUCUAAGCAAGAAUUGCACUUCUUUUGAUGUUACCAUAGUACGCUUUGGAGACUCUCUUAUGGUUCACAUGAGGUACGCAAAAGAAGAUGAUAACACAGUCAUUUGGGCUGUAAAAUAUGAAAUAGGCGAGAAAUUAGAUCGAGUUUUUAGCUUUAAACUGCAAGUGAAACAUGACAAGAAUGAUACAGUUGAGAACAUACAUGUUGGCAUUAGAGACAAGGCUGAUAAUGGAACUAAUAUCUUGGUCAAUAUCGUGCGUGUUGGUGGUGGUGAUGACCUUCAUGGAGGAAUAAGAAUAAUGGAUAUUAGAUGUUCGGGUGCAUACUCAACCUUUAAAAGCAAUGAACAAGAUUACUCGAUAGAAACUAAUAUUAUUUCAUAUGAUUGUUCUUAUAGAGACGGUUUAUUUGUUCUUCAAAUGAAGAAAAUGAACUACUCUGAUGACAUGGCAUACAUGGCGGCUAUGGCACACUACUAUGUCACCAAACCUGUUGGUCUAUAUGUUGAGGCCACAAUUUUUCGCAGUAAAGACAAAGGUUUUGUGGUUAAAGUGAACGGUCCUUUCAAAUACCAAAGUGUUUAUCUGGGCAGGAUUAAUGUAUCUAAUUUGUGCCACAUAUAUUUUAAUAUGAGUGAUGCUUUGGAUAUGUUUUGGUGA
Molecule: messenger RNA, 684 nt
Organism: Trifolium pratense (red clover)
Lineage: Eukaryota; Viridiplantae; Streptophyta; Magnoliopsida; Fabales; Fabaceae
Source: RefSeq, a predicted model, not a curated record